AUGUCACGAUGGCUCGGUCUUCCCUCUCUAUCCUCAACUCCCCUCAUCCACCGGCGAGAAAAGAUGACGCGUAUGGGAUUGUCGCUCCUUGCCGGGGCAGGCGUGCUGUUUGCGUCCGCCAUUGCCCAGUUCCCGCCGACUCCUGAAGGGGUCACGGUGCUGGAGUCAAAAAUCAGCCCUGGCCCCGGAAUCUGCGAGACGACCCCAGGGGUCAAGUCGUACUCGGGAUACAUUCAUCUUCCUCCAGGAACCUUGGAUGUGUCUGGUGGCUUGCCCCAGCCCUACCCGAUCAACACCUUUUUUUGGUUCUUUGAGGCUCGUGAAAAUCCCGAAAAUGCCCCUCUUUCCGUCUGGAUGAACGGUGGGCCUGGAUCUUCCAGUAUGCCCGGGCUUUUCAACGAGCAUGGGCCCUGUUUCAUCAACCCCGACUCCAAGACCACGAGACUCAACCCGCUGUCGUGGAACAACAAUGAUCAACCGUCGCAGGUUGGGUUUUCGUAUGAUAUUCUCAGGAACGUUAGCGUGGAUCUUUUCGGCGGAACCAGGACUCUUGCGCCAGGGAGCCCUAUUCCGGAAACAAACACCACUUUCCGGGUGGGCACGCUACCCAGCGGCAACCAGAACAGCACGGCCGUUGGAUCCGUCAACGGAGCCAUUGCCCUGUGGCAUUUCUUCCAGGUCUUCUUGUCUGAGUUUCCCGGCUAUCACCCCAGGGAUGACCGGUUCAGCAUUGCAACCCAAUCUUACGGCGGUCGCUACGGACCCGCCAUGGCCGGCUUCUUUGAUGCUCAGAACGAAAAGAUCCGCAACGGAGAAUUUGACAACACGCCCGGGCCAAAGAAGAUCAUCAAUCUAGACACCCUCCUGCUGGUCAACGCCUGCAUAGACCGCAAGGUCCAGUGGCCCUCAUACCCCGAGCAGGCGUUCCGCAACACCUAUGGUAUCGAGACCGUCACCAGGGAGGUUUACGAGUCCAUGACGGCAGCAUUCAAUGCCACGGGCGGCUGCCGCGAGCAGAUCGAGCGCUGCCAGGCGCUCGCCAAGGAGUACGACCCGAUGCAGACGGGAGUAAACGCGACGGUGAACCGCAUCUGCCAGGCCUCGGAGACGUGGUGCACCAACAACAUCCGCGACCCCUACAUCGCCACGUCGGGCCGCGACUACUACGACGUCACCCAGAUCGACCCCACCAUGUUCCCGGACCCCUUUGUCCCGGGCUACCUCAACCAGCGCGAGGUGCAGCUGGCCCUCGGGGUGCCCCUCAACUGGACCGGGUCCUCGUCGGCAUCUGCGACGGCUUUCCGUUCCAUCGGCGACUACAACCGCCCCGGCUGGCUCGAAACCAUGGGCCACCUUCUCGACAAGGGCAAGAAGGUGACGCUGAUGUACGGCGACCGCGAUUUCGCCUGCAACUGGAUGGGCGGAGAAGCCGCCUCCCUGGCCAUCCCGUGGAAGAACCAGGACAAGUUCGCCGAGGCCGGCUACCAGCCCCUGCGGACCAACUGCACCUACGACGGCGGCGCGGUGCGGCAGUACUCGAACCUGACCUUUGCGCGCGUCUUCCAGGCCGGACACGCCGCACCCUCGUACCAGCAGCAGACGGCCUACCGCAUCUUCAACCGCGCCCUGUUCGACAAGGACGUGGCCGGCGGCCUGGUGGACACAGCGACGACGCCCGACUUUGGCACCAAGGGCCCGGCCAGCGUGCGGGACGUGACCAACGAGAGGCCGCCCCAGUACCCGUACUACUGCUACAUCCUCGACACGAGCAGCUGCACGGAUGUGCAGAUUGCAGCCCUCAGGGCGGGCACGGCCGUCAUCAGGGACUUUAUCAUGGUCGACCCGCCGUACGACCCUGCGGCACCGAGGUUGGCGGCGAGGGAUGUGCGUGGGAUGCCGACGGUUGACCCGGACCAGCGGUUUUACUAG
This is a messenger RNA of Pyricularia pennisetigena, 1929 nucleotides long. RefSeq lists its product as uncharacterized. Gene Ontology annotation, cellular component: fungal-type vacuole. Gene Ontology annotation, molecular function: serine-type carboxypeptidase activity. NCBI's taxonomy places the organism in Eukaryota, Fungi, Ascomycota, Sordariomycetes, Magnaporthales, Pyriculariaceae. Gene Ontology annotation, biological process: proteolysis. The record is from RefSeq and is a predicted model, not a curated record. Bases 1 to 1929 code for a protein of 642 amino acids. The transcript has 4 exons.